AUGGCGGGGCUUCGUCCGGGCUGCCCACGAAGAAACUGCAAAGCCAAAUGCGUAGGGCUGAGGUUUGGGUCUCCUGUGGAAAAGUGGCAAAGGGAGCGUCAUGUCAUGAAGGAACAGAGCACAGGUGCUAUGGGAUGUGAGCAGCUGCCUGCAGAGACACUACAGCAAAUCCCCAUGUCUUUGCAUCAGUCUCUCCCCCCCCACCCCCGAUCUGGGAGCUACCAGUGUAGGGACCCGAGGUCCAAAGGAAACAACCUGCUCUUCUUCCUUCAUGGAGGUCCCUCUGAGGACAAACUCCUGGCUGAUGACCAGACUGUGGCUGUUAAUGAGGAGGAAGUUAGUGAAGCCUCCAGGGGGAGAUUCAUAAAACUCAUCAGGAGUGCUAAGCAAUUCAUCGUUCAUACAGUUCUGCAUACUCAACAGAUGACCCCCACCCCCCCAAUCUGCUUUCACCAAUGCUGUGAAGAGGCCAAGCUGAGGUCCAAUCCCACGAAGGUCCGGUUUUCUGAGCAGUUGGCAGUUGGAGAAACAGAUGCAAAAAUGAUGAAGAAAGAAGCACUUCUCCUCAUCCCCAACGUCCUGAAGGUCUUCUUAGAAAAUGGACAGAUCAAGUCGUUCACAUUUGAUGGCCGGACCACUGUUAAGGAUGUGAUGGUAACACUCCAGGAUCGGCUUUCUCUGAGGUACAUUGAGCACUUUGCUCUUGUCCUUGAGUAUGCUGGGCCCGAACAGAAUCACAAGUUCCUACUUCUCCAGGACAAGCAGCCCCUGGCUUAUGUGGUGCAGAGGACACACUAUCAAGGAAUGAAAUGCCUCUUCCGAAUAAGCUUCUUUCCCAAAGACCCUGUGGAACUGCUGCGUCGGGAUCCUGCUGCUUUUGAGUACCUGUACAUUCAGAGUCGGAAUGAUGUUAUCCGAGAACGCUUUGGAAUGGACCCCAAGCCGGAGAUGCUAUUGGGCCUUGCUGCCCUUCACAUCUAUAUCACUGUCUCAGCCACUCGACCUAGUCAGAAGAUCUCGCUCAAGAAUGUGGAGAAAGAGUGGGGCCUGGAACCCUUUCUUCCCCCCUCCCUCCUACAGGGCAUCAAAGAGAAGAACCUCCGGAAAUCUCUCUCUCAACAACUGAAGGCUCACCAAACACAUCCUUCCAGUGGCACCAAGGGCUCUGCAAUACAGGCAAAGCUCCAGUAUCUUCGAAUCCUGAAUGAACUUCCGACCUUCACGGGCGUUUUGUUCAACACUGUGGGUCUGGACGAAAAGCAGUCAGCCACUACUCUCCUGGUAGGACCCCGACAUGGCAUCAGCCAUGUUAUUGACCUCAAAACCAACCUCACCACUGUGCUGUCCGAGUUCAGCAAGAUCAGCAAGAUCCAGCUGUUCCGGGAGAACCAGGGCGUGGCCCGGGUGGAGACCAGCAUCAUGAAUGCCAAGCCUCUGGUGCUGUUGAUGGAGUGGCCGGAAGCCACCAACUUUGCCUGCCUGAUUGCCGGGUACUGCCGCCUCUUACUGGAUUCCAGGAAGAUGGUCUUCUCCAGGCCUGCUAGCCAGCCUCUUCCACCUCCAAUGAUCAAGGCAGAUUACAUGCACAGCGCCCACCGCCCUGUCACUGGGGGCCACCUGGGGAAAAAGGAGAGUAGUUAUGUGGGCAGCGUGGGCACCAGCCCCAGGAAGUCGAGCCACUGCACGCCCCCGCCUGCCGACUCUGAGCUUGUCAGCUUCUGCUACCUCCAUAUGCGGGAACAAAGGAAGGAGCGGGAAAGCCGGACAGAUGUCAAUGAGAACCUAAUCUUCUUUGAGGAGACCAGGCCCCGGACCAAGUCUGACCCCACAUCCAAAACCUCUGGCCAAGGCUAUGAUGUGGUCCCUGAUGACUUUGAUGCAGCCAGCCUCGACCAUGAGCCUUGUGCCAGCAGGGCCCGGUCCUACACCUUGGACAAUUCCUUUGGGGCUGAUGCCCUGAACUUCUACUGUGACUCUUGCAAAGCCAAAUUCCAGGAACAGCUGGGCCCGCGCAAAGGCGGAAGGCCUGGCUCUUCUCGUGACAAUAUGGUAGACCUGAUGUCUCUCCCACCCCCUGGGAGUGAGGAGGAGGAGGAGGAGGAAGAUGAGAGCACUUCUCUGUUGCCUGCCAUUGCUGCCCCACCCCCUGGUUUCCGAGACAACAGUUCAGAUGAGGAUGACUCCAAGCGCCGGGCCGUCCAGAGCCAGGAACAAGGACGCCACCUGCGUGGGCUCCUGUACGAGGAGAUCCCAGUGACACUGAUUGAUAGUGUGCAGACCCGGACAGUCCGAGAUCAUGCCCAGGAGCUAGAUGAUGCCUUGGUGUCCACUCUGCAAGCUCUGGAAGCCCUGGCUGCUUCAGAGGAUGGACCACACCCCCCACCCCCACAGACUGCAGGUCUGAUUGUGCUGGCCACAAUCACCCCUGAAUCAUCACUGGACUCGGGCCAUGAAACCAACUCCUCAGAACUCACAGACAUGUCGGAGAUGAUGUCAGCCAUGAAACAGCACCAGAAUACCACCUACUUCCUGGCCCAGCAUCUCAACAAGGAUAGCCUCCUUGCCCGCAAGGACCUUCCCUUCCGGAUCCAGAGCUGUGCUGCUCAGGCCGUUCUCACGGCCCCUUAUUCUCUUGGGCGCCCAGAUCCCAACCCUUCCUUCCAGCCAUCUGUCACAGGCCAGAGUCCUGGGCCCCCUGGUGCUCGGAGGAAGCUGCCUCAGUCAGAGGCCCAGCCACAGGGUGAGCGAACUUACGCCCUGACAGUACACCCAGCACUGUCACCCCGGCUUAGUGAGCAGAAGAAUCUCAGCCUGCUGUCUCCCGUUCCUGAGGACAAAGGGCCUGGCCACACUAGGGCCGGCCUAGAGAUGUCACUGAGGGCAGCCACACCAUCCCUCAGUGAAGAGCAGGUCUCUGAGCUGAGAGAGAACCUACCCAAGGAGGUCAGGCUGAGUCCCAAGCUUAUCCUGGACCCCAAGGGCAGUGUGACCCCAGCCAUCAUCUCGGCCGCCCUUCAACAGGUGGUUCACAGUAAGAGUCUAGCCACCCCUGGCGGAGCCUUGGGAAAUGCCUCCAGCAGGGGGGAGAGGAGGCUGGAGGCUAACAUGGGGAGACCAGAGGUCGGCAUGACAAGCAGCAGUGCCAAUAAGAAUCUUAAGUUCAAAAUGAGCCCUGGUGGGCCAGAUAGCACACGGAAUUCCCAGCAGCCGAGCACCUCCUCCAGCCCCAGAGCAAUCACAGGCAGCCGGGCUGAGAGCCUGCACCUCUCUCCACAAGAGGACAGGCUAUCAGGUCAACGUUUCCCGCCCAAGAGCUAUCUGCCACGAGCGGGUGGAGAGUCCGUGGGCAAACAAGCGUCAGGGGAGGGGCCAGGCAAGGGUGGGCCCGAGAGCACUAAGCCCACCCUGCACAAACAGAGCACCGUCUCAAGCCAGGGGGAGAAGGGGCAGCUGGAGAACACACCCAAAAGCAGCAAGCUGGAGGAGACUAGCAUGGUACCCCGAGCUGGCUACCCCAUGGCGCUGCAAAGCCCUAGCUGCCCGCCACGAGGCCACAGUCCCAGCAGCCAGCCUCGAGGCCCCAGCCCCAGCUGCCAGCCUCGAGGCCCCAGCCCCAGCUGCCAGCCUCGAGGCCACAGCCCACUGAGACCUCAGGUUGACAGCCGACAGGUGAGCACCAUGCCCUCCCGGAAGCUUGAAACGACCGUGGAUGGAGCCCACUCAGCCUCUGAAGGCCCUGCAAAGCCCAAGUUGUCCCGAGGUCCUUUCCGGCUACGCAAUUUAUUUUCUGCCACCUUCCCAACCCGCCAGAAGAAGGAGACAGAUGAGCGGCAAGCCCAACUGCGAAAGGUAAAGCAGUAUGAGCUGGAGUUCCUAGAGGAACUUCUAAAGCCCCCAAGCCAGGGGGAGCUGCCAGGCACCGAGUACCUGCAACCUCCAGCACCUGGCCGCUGCAGCUGCCAGCUACGCAGCAGUCCUGUGCAACAGGGACCUGGCAUGUCCCGAGAGCAGAGGCGCAGCUGUGAUUGCAAGCGCAUCUGCCGAGGGGGUCGGCCUCAGGCCGCCCAAACCCCAGUGCCCAGCCUCCGGGGUAGGGAAAGGAACAGGAUCCCCGCUACCCAGAGGCAGCCAGAGGCUAGCCUAAGCUUGACCUUAAGCAGCCCUACCAACAUUCGGCGCAUCCGCUCCACCAGCUUGGAAUCCAGAGAGUGCCGAUCAGACCCUGAGAGUGGUGUUUCUUGCCUAACCACGUGUGCCUCAGGGGGCGAGUGUCUGGGAGCUCCCAACUACAGGAAAUUGAUGCGCCGCUACAGUAUUAGUGAGCUGGACCAGGGCGACAGGGCCUCGCUGACCUCGGAUGUCUACCCUCACCCACCCUUGGGAAUGCUACCCAGGGAAGCCAAGGAGGUAGAGGCAGGCCUUCCCCUAGCCUUGGGUCCCAAAACCAAAUCUGUAGAGUCACCAACUCUGGGAGAUCCCUCCUACGUCCAGAUUGCUCCUGAGACCAAAGGCCCUAGGCAGAUGGCUGUGUUCUCCCUGCCAGAGGAGGUGUACCGCAAGCCUGCUGAGUUGGAUGAGGACAGUGAAAGCAGCAAAUGCUGCUCCAUCCGCUAUUGCUUCUACUACCGCAAGUGCGACAUGGCCGAUGAUGCAAGUGAUGGCAAGGACGAGCUCUCCUACUCUAUCCCCAUGAAGAUUCUGCCUGGCAUGAAGCUGAACGAACAGAUGGUGCCCGUGGUGAGCAGGACCCUGCAGGUGCUAGAUGCAGCUACCUGCAGUAGCAGCAGCCCUGAGACCGCCCGCACCCAAGAGAUAGAUCUGCGGGUGUCCACCUUUGAGGGAAGCCUGGCCAAGAUCAAUGCCUUGCGAGCCCAUGCCUAUGGCCUGCCCGAUGGCUUCCUGGCUGCCAGGCUAGACACCAAUGAGCUGCUGACAGUCCUGAGGCAGUGUGUGGCCAGCCCUGAGGCCCGCGCCCCCAAGCCCUACGUCUCCCAGAUCUCCGAGUACAAGCUCGAACUAGCUCUCAAGUUCAAGGAGCUCCGGGCCUCCUGUCGCCGUGUGGCCAACGUGGACAAGAGCCCAACUCACAUGCUGGCAGCCAUCACAGGCAGCUUCCAGGUGCUCAGCAGCCUCAUUGAGACCUUUGUGCGGCUGGUGUUCAUCGUUCGCUCUGAGGCCCAGCGCCAAGAGCUGCUGUCCAAGGUAGAAGAGGUGGUGAGGAACUACACCUUUCUGCUGCGCGCUGCUGAGGAAUCCACAGCCCGGAAUCUUAAUCAGCAGCAGCAGCAACAGCAGCCGCCGUCACCUCCACCACCGCCUCCGCUGCAACAACAGCAGCAGCAGCAUGAGGCUGCAGGAGCUAUAGGGGCUGUCACAGGGCAGCCACCAGGCUCCCCAACCUCAGCAACUGUUAUGAGCACAUUCACCCGCUCCUUAAAAACCCUUAUCAAGUAG
This is a messenger RNA of Chrysochloris asiatica (Cape golden mole), 5454 nucleotides long. It is a transcript of the gene FRMPD3, whose product is annotated as FERM and PDZ domain containing 3. Gene Ontology annotation, molecular function: protein binding. The record is from RefSeq and is a predicted model, not a curated record. The transcript is spliced from 18 exons. The coding region runs from base 1 to 5454 and encodes 1817 amino acids. Gene Ontology annotation, cellular component: cytoskeleton. Lineage: Eukaryota; Metazoa; Chordata; Mammalia; Afrosoricida; Chrysochloridae.